AUGCCACACCACACGCACCCCACCUUAACCUCCCUCCUCUUCUCCCACCCUCCUCCUCCCCUCCCCUCUCUCCCACCCCACCCCCACCCAGGCGUCAUCACCCUGGUCUUCCUCAUCCUGGCCGCCACCAACUUCCGCCUCAUCCUGGAGAACAUGAUCAAGUAUAGGCUGAGGUUCAACCCGCUCACAUUCCUGCGCACCGCGCUCACGCCCUCGGGCAACCUGCCGCUGCUGCUGUGCUGGCCGCUGCUGGCCUGCUUCGCGCUGUGCGCGCUGGGCAUCGAGCGCUUUGCGCACCUGGUGUUCCUGCUCAACCUGCUCAACACCAGCGCCGCGCUGCUGGCCCCCUGCGCCAUCAUCCUGCACACCCGCGCCGAGCUGCUGCCCGGCUUUGCGCUCACCAUGGCCACAAUCGUGCUGUGGCUCAAGCUGGUGUCGUAUGCGCACGUCAACUGGGACUACAGGUGGGCCGUGUGCCCCGGGGAGCGCGGCAGCGGGGUGGUGCCGGAGGGCGUGGAGGAGGAGCUGCGGUACCCCGAGAACAUCGUGGCCGCCAACCUGGCAUACUUCCUGCUGGCGCCCACGCUGUGCUACCAGCUCACCUACCCGCGCAGCAAGCGGUUCCGGGCACGGUGGAUGGCCAAGAAGCUGCUGAUGCUGACGGGGGGCCUGGGCCUGAUGCUGUUCAGCAUCGAGCAGUACAUCCAGCCCACCAUCGACAACAGCAUGCGGCCGCUGAGGGAGAUGGACUGGCUGCGCAUGCUGGAGCGCAUCCUCAAGCUGUCCAUCCCCACCCUCUACUGGUGGCUGGCCAUGUUCUACACGCUCUUCGACCUGUGGCUCAACAUCAUCGCAGAGCUGCUGCGCUUCGGGGACCGCGAGUUCUACAAGGAGUGGUGGAAUGCCACCACCGUGGGCGAGUACUGGCGGCUGUGGAACCAGCCGGUGCACAAGUGGAUGCUGCGACACGUCUACUUCCCGCUCAUCCGCCACGGGGUGCCCAAGUUCCACGCAGGCCUCAUGGUGUUCUUUGUGAGCGCCGUGUUCCACGAGGUGCUGGUGGGCGUGCCGCUGCACAUGCUGCGGCUGUGGGCCUUUUGGGGCCUCAUGAUGCAGGUGCCGCUGAUGAUAGUGACGGAGUGGCUCAAGGGGCGGCUGCGGAGCGACCGCGUGGGCAACAUCAUCUUCUGGGUGUCCUUCUGCUUUGUGGGGCAGCCGCUGGCCAUGAUCCUGUACUAUCACGACUUCCGCCAGGUGCGCUGUUGCACAGCCGCAGCAUGUGCAACAUGUAUUGUUGCGGUACAGGACGGCGUCGGAUGGUGGAUGCUGCCGGGUUGA
Chlorella variabilis is the source of this 1338-nucleotide messenger RNA. RefSeq lists its product as hypothetical. Bases 1 to 1338 code for a protein of 445 amino acids. Gene Ontology annotation, cellular component: endoplasmic reticulum membrane. The record is from RefSeq and is a predicted model, not a curated record. Gene Ontology annotation, molecular function: diacylglycerol O-acyltransferase activity. The transcript has 9 exons. Gene Ontology annotation, biological process: triglyceride biosynthetic process. NCBI's taxonomy places the organism in Eukaryota, Viridiplantae, Chlorophyta, Trebouxiophyceae, Chlorellales, Chlorellaceae.